GGCGACGACCAGCGCCACAGCCACCACCGCCGUGCCUCCAUUGCUCAUUGAAUUUGCUCCACGUGGCGGCCGGCGCAACAAUUGUUUCGUCCGUACACACACCCGUAUCCUCCGCCGCCAUGUCUGCCGCUACAGCUUGCAUGCCCCUUGUCCCUCCUGUCCAUGGAUCGGCCGGGCCGGCAAUGGCGGCCGCCGCGGUCGUCGUCGAGAGGCGGCAUCCCGGUCCCGCGGAGGCUGUCAAGAUUGAGAGCCAUGGCACCGAGGAGCUGCGUCGUCCCGAGGACGACGACGACGGCGACGUGAUGAACGAACCGCGGGCGGUGGUCCGGACACUGACGUGCGAGCGAAAGCCCUACGUGGAGGGCUUUGCGCUCUGGCGGAGCAUCGGCAGGCCUGAGCUGCCGGAGUUGGAUCCUAUCCUGUCCUUCGACGAGUUCGAGUUUUCUGCGCCAGCUGGCUUUACUGAUCAUCCCCACAGAGGAUUUGAGAACGUCACCUAUAUGCUCGAGGGAGGUGUCAGUUACCAUGACUUUUCAGGACACAAGGGCACCAUCAACACAGGAGAUGUUCAGUGGCUGACGGCAGGGCGCGGCGUCGUGCACGCGGAGGUGCCCGGCGGCGAGGGCGUGCAGCGGGGCAUCAACAUCUGGAUCAACCUCGCCGCCGAGGACAAGAUGGUGGAGCCGAUGUACCAGGACCUGGCGAGCCACGCCAUCCCCACCGCCGCAGCCGAGAACGACGGCGGCGUCUCCGUCAAGGUCAUCGCGGGCGAGUGCCUGGGCGCGCGCUCCCCGCUGCGGCCCCGCACCCCGGCGCUGUGCCUCGACGUCGCCCUGCGCCCCGGCGCGCGCCUGCGCCAGCCCGUCCCGCGCAGCUGGAACGCGUGCGCCUACGUCAUCGGCGGCGAGGCCGUCUUCCCCGGCGACGAAGGCGCCUCCGCUGGGGCGCGCACGCUCGUCGUGUUCGGCGGUGACGGCGACGGCGUCGACGUGCGGGCCGAGGCGGCGGGCGCCGGAGCGAGGGUCAUGCUGGUGGCGGCGCGGCCGCACGGCGAGGCGGUGGUGCGGGACGGGCCCUUCGUCAUGAACACCAGGGAGGAGGUGGAGCAGGCGCGGGAGGACUUCCGCCACCGCCGCAACGGCUUCGAGAUGGCCGAUGGCUGGACCUCCGACCACGCCGCCACCGCCGCGGCGCGUUGAUACUCUAGGCAUCAAGGCAUGGGUAGUUGUGGAUUUUGCCACACGAAAAAUGUCCGUGUAGCAUAGAAAUAGUGCUUGUAUUAAGAGUAUGAUCAAGGGAUCAAUGUUCACGGCAUGGCCGCAUGGGUGCCAUGGAUUAGAACUUUAAGAUUCCUGUGUGCGUCCCAGUUGUCUUGAAGUGAACUGUAGAAUGAUCUGGCACUAACGGAAAAGGUUCGAAAGUUCAGCAAAAUUCUAAGAAUUAUAGUCUU
Messenger RNA from Setaria italica (foxtail millet), 1450 nucleotides. RefSeq names its product pirin-like protein. The transcript has 8 exons. The record is from RefSeq and is a predicted model, not a curated record. The coding region runs from base 120 to 1199 and encodes 359 amino acids. Lineage: Eukaryota; Viridiplantae; Streptophyta; Magnoliopsida; Poales; Poaceae.